AUGGAGCUGGUUGCUAAUUACGUGGACUUUUCUGCGCACAACGCUUUUGCAGCGGUCCUGCGUUGGUGUGACACAGCUGGCGCCUUCAUCUUGAAUCGAGUCAAUGACGACGCCGCUCGGCGCACACUGCUGCGGCGCUGGGAGUCCUCGGCAGUGAUGCGCUCCAUCCACGCCGAGCUCCUGGUGCGGGGCAGCGCGUGGGAGGCCACCUUCGCAGGCAACUUGUGCUCUGGAACCACUGUGACUGUCGACCCCAUCCUGACGCGCCUGGGUCGGACGAGCUACACGCUGCAGAGCAGCGUCCGAGUCCGGGAGACGGGGCAAUUACUGGCAAGAGUGGAGACGGUGAUGGUGCAGCUGGACGAAAGCCUCACCAAAUCAGUCCCGGUACCCUGCGCCUGGGCGCUGGAGCCCCUGCUGGAGACGGCCGCGCGCGCGGAGCCGCUGCCCUCCUUGGAGAGGCCGGCCGGCUGCUUCACCUGGAAGUCGCAGGUGAGGCCCUCGGAUUGCGACCUGUUGGGGCACAUGAACAACGCCAGCUACGCCGUGCUCAUGGAGGACGCCCGCCUUGCCUUCGGCGCCUUCGGCGCCUUCGGCGCCUUUGAGCCCGCGAGCUGCCUGCGCCUGGAGUUCCUGGCGCAGGGCAAGGCCUUCCAGGACCUGACGCUGGCGGUGUGGCGCCAGGGAAGGCAUCUUGGGGUGGAGAUGGAGAAUGGCUCUCUGCUUGCCCGUGGUCUCUUUGUUGAGCCGGAGACGCCGAGGCCGCGACUGUGA
Molecule: messenger RNA, 774 nt
Organism: Effrenium voratum
Lineage: Eukaryota; Dinophyceae; Suessiales; Symbiodiniaceae
Source: the annotation of a GenBank genome assembly